CACAGUCACAAUUUAUCGUUCGAUUUCUAUUUCUUCUUGAUUUCUUUAUAUAUUUUACACACACAUGUAACUAAACCAGUAGAUGUUCAUUGUGCGUGUAAUUGUCAUUCAAAAGUUCAAAACAUCUGUUGUAUGUUGUUGUGUUUCGUAUUUUAAUUAUAUUUUUAUUUUCGAAUCAUAAAUUUACUAAAAAGCAUUUUGUAAAACGAAUUAAAACGAGUGUUUGAGUGAGUGCUACUUUAAUUUUUUAAAUCGUUGUGACGUCAUUGUUUUCGACUGCCAGUAAAAACGACGCAAUUGCACCAUUUUCAGAUAUGGAAUUAAAAUGAGAAUUAUUUUUAUAAUUCAGAAGUCAAUUUUAAAAAAACAUGUCAGCGGAGUCGCCGCGGCACGCUCGCUCUGGCGGGCCGCUAACCGUGCCCUCGCAGCCUCCGAGUGACCGUAGCAUCAUCGAUGCAGUCUCCGGCUUCAUUAAUGACGUUACACUUUCUUCUUCAUCCACUGUUGAUCCUAAGGACGUUAUACAGUGGGCAAGGUUCGAAACAGCAGAUAUAAAUGAGCCUACACCCGAAGGAGACAGUGACAAUGAUGUGCCACCGUUACUCUUAAUUCUUGGCUAUGGGUCUGGGGUACAAGUAUGGCUGAUACCUCCCACUGGGGAGGCUCAAGAGGUUUUGUCAUGGAGGCAAGGCACAGUGAGGGUGCUCCGUAUACUGCCCACUCCGCAGCACGGCGACUGCUUCGCGUCGAAACGGCCCCUUAUUGCAUUAUGUGACUCCGCUAGCCCGGGACCUGCGUUUUGCUCCUUGAGCUUCAUAUCUAUAAGAGGAGGAGAGCAGGUGAAGAGCAUAAAAUUCAAAAACCCCAUACUAGAUGUGCUGGCCAACAAGCGUUCCGUUGUGGUGUCGUUCUCGGAGCGCUUCGCGGUAUUCGACGCGGCGACGCUGGAGGACCGGCUGGCCGUGACCACGUGUUACCCGUGCCCGUGCCCGCUAGGCGGCACCGCACCCAACAACCCUCUGGCUCUGGGCGACCGCUGGUUGGCCUACGCCGACAAGAAGCUCAACCCUUCCAAGCGCAGCAGUGGGGGAUGUGAAAGUGAAGGUGUGACAAGCUACACGGCGACAGUUCUGCACGCCGCCAAAUCUCUGAGCAAGGGCCUGCGUGGGCUCGGCGAGAGCGUGGCGCACAGCCUGGCCGGCGGGCGCAGCACGUCGCAGUCGCCGUCGCCGCCGCACGCAGACCUGCAGCAGCCGGGCGUCGUCACUAUACUGGAUAUCGAGGGCAACGAAGAUGAAGAUAGCCAAGACUGCGAGGAUCCCUGCGACCCCAUCGUUGCUCACUUCAUAGCUCAUUCGGAAGCCAUAAUAGCACUGAAGUUUGAUCCGAGUGGCAUGCUGUUGGUGACCGCCGACCGUCGCGGGCACGACUUCCACGUGUUCCGUAUCAAUCCCCAUCCGUGUGGACCCAGUCUUGCGUCUGUGCACCAUUUAUAUAUUUUGCACAGGGGUGACACAACGGCUAAAGUGCAGGACAUAGCGAUAUCGGGCGACUCCCGCUGGGCGGCGGUGUCCACCCUGCGCGGCACCACGCACGUGUUCGCCGUGAGCCCGUACGGCGGCGCGUGCGGCGUGCGCACACACACACAGCCGCGCGUCGUCAACCGCCUGUCGCGCUUCCACCGCUCCGCCGGCCUGCCCAUACACGCCGCGCCCUGCGCGCACAGCCCGGUGUGCGAGGGUUCCGGCCCGGGAGCUUGGUUCCCCAACCCGCGCCUGCCUCCCUACCCGCUGCCGUAUACCAGCACUCCGCUUGCUCAGCUGCGACCCACACACAACCUGCCCACACACACCAUCACACGUACCAGCUCCGGUCGCCAGCGGCUGUCGUCGCUGUCGGAGGAGAGCGGCGCGGCGCCGCUGCUGGCGCGCGCGUGCUUCGGCGUGAGCGGCGCCGCGGGCCGCGCCGCGUCCGUGCCGCUCUACCUCGUGGCGGCCAGCGGCGCGCUGCUGCACCUCGCGCUGCACCCCCGCCCCGCGCGUGGUGUCCCGAAAGAGAAGAUAUGCGAUGAGUCUCCCAUUGAAUUGGAAGUGGAGCCGGUGGCUCAGUGGCCGCUGCAACGACCACCCGCCGCCGCCGACUUGUUAGCGCCUUUGCCGCCUUCUAACCCUCUUCUACAACCAUUGAGCUGUCGGAGAUGCGCGGACAUGUGCAUGAGCGAGGAGGAGCGCUGGCUGUCGCAAGUGGAGAUCGUGACGCACGCGGGCCCGCACCGCCGCCUGUGGAUGGGGCCUCAGUUCGUUUUCAAAACUUACAACAGCACUGGGUCGAACUCGUCGCUGUCGGAGGCGGAGGCGGUGGAGGUGGACACGAGCGCGGCGCGCGGCGCGGCGCGCUCCAACCCCGUCAACAUGCCCGGCGUGCGGCCCGUCGUGCCCGUGCUCAUCGACUCCGGCUCCGCCAGUUCACUCGAACACUCCCCUUCCGAUAGUUUUCGUCGCAAGUCCCUUUUAGCGGAAACCGGGCGCACUACUUCCGUUUGCGAUGUCCAGCUCAAAGAAGAUCUCGCAGAGGCUAUGAAAGAGGACCAUGGGCUGCCGCGAGAGGGGCGCUCGGAGUCGCUUGCGGGGGGAGGUGCCGUGGAGCGCGCCGUGGCGCCGCAGGGCACGGUGGUGGCGCCGCCCCGCACGCCGCGCGCGCCGCCGCUGGACGCCGACGCGCACACGCGCUGUAACGACGACGAGGCCGCGUUCCGCCCCGUGCUGCGCGCGCCCGCGCCGCUGCCGCUCGCGACCCACCUCGCCGCGCGCCCGCUGCCGCGCUCCACCACCAUCCCCGUGCAGACCGUGUCGCCGCGCGAGCUGUCCCCCGACGACGAGCCCUUGCCGCUCAACACGGACGUCGUCAUCCCGGCACAGUUGACCGUCUCCCUCGGCCGCGACUCCUACGACGAGGUCCCGGUGACCAGCGAACCGGAGCCGAACGCCGUCGAAUCGGAUAGACCUAAUUUAGACUUUAAGGAAAUACUUGUAAAUAGAGAUCUUGAGUGUGGAGGGAAUGUGAAGUGUGAUAGUGCGUGUGAUAGUGCCUCGGCUGCUGUCGAGACGGAGAGAAAGGAUAAAAAUAAAUCACUGCCAAAACCGAGUCGACCGUCGGAUGAUAUUCAGCCGGCGGCUCGACCUAGAGUUAAGAAAUCUCCCCCCACCAAAUCGGUUAAUGUUAAAGAUAACGAUAGUGCCGCUAGUGAAAUUAGUCUUAAGAAUAAAAUAUUGGAUGAUAUUAAAUCGGCGGGAAGUUUAGAAGAUAGAGAUAUUGAUUUGCCUAAAAAAGAAAAAGAACCUCUGAAACUUAAUCAGAAACCUAUAGAACUUUCUAUGUCAAAAGAUAUUAAACCACGUAAAGACAUGAAAGAUCCGAAACCAAUAAACGAAAGUAUUAAACAUUAUGCUGCUGAUGAGAAAGAAAAGUUAAAUUUUUCUGCAAUAACUAAAAAUACUAGCAAAGAAUCGUCUAAACAUACAAUUCUUGAUUCGGAUGUUAAUGAGAUAAAGACAGAGGAACAAGCUUGGGAUAUGCUUUUAAGUGAGCCGGAUAAGAAAGGGGCUUCAAGCAAAGACAGACCACGUUUAGCAAGCGACAGUAAAAUAGAUGAAGUAAAAGCGAAAUCAAAGCGAAGUCGUAAAGUGAAGAAGACUGAAGAACAACUAGCUAAGGAAGACGAGGAUAGUUUUAUUGAAAUACAUGCGAUCGAAGACAAACAACAGAUAGCAAGUGAUGAUUUAGUCUCAAUUUCUGCGCCUAUGGAAGACGUUGAAUUAUCUUAUUCAUCAAAGCUCAGGAAGCAAAGGUCAUCCAAAAGCCGAACUCCUGAAAGAAAAGAUAAUUUUGAAGAAAUUAAAUCAAUUGAAAAUCAAUUUGAGAAAGAUGCUCCUCUUGCCAUUGCUAGCAAAAACAGAAGCAGUGAAAGUACCGACGACUUAGUAUCUGAUACUACACUUUGCCUGCACUCAGUUUCUAAUAGUAAAACAAAAGAAAUUGUUAAGGAUUCUAAAAACAAGGAAAUAUUGUUACCAGAAAAGAUACAAGUUAGUGAACCCAAACCCGGUACAUCACUGUCUACAGAGUCAUCAAAAUCCGUCAAAAGCAAGUCAUCUUCACCAAAACUAGACGGUCGUAAAAAAGAAAAAAAUGAAAAUGAAGAAAAAGAAGUUUAUGUGAUUAACACAACUGAAGAUGAUUUUCCUGAAAUUCAAAUAACCAGAGCAAAUAAAUCGAAUAAGAAAUCUCCUCAACUAUCAGAAAAGAAAAGUCAUGAUAUCGAAAAGGUUGAAAAACCCAUAAAGUCAUGGAGUUCUAUAGCUGCUUCUAAAACUACACGAAAGAUCGAAGAAGUUAAAAUUAAUCUGGAAUGUGUGGAAAAAGAUUAUGCGAAGGAUGAAGCAACGAUUUUAGAACAAAAUAAAAAAUCAGAAGUAUCAUUACAAGAGAAGUUGAUCGAGCUGUGUAAACGAACGGAUAUAAUGGUAGCAGAAUGUGAUGCACCUUCUGAACUUAAUUUUGUUGAAGAACACCAUGCAGUUUCUCAUGAUCUACCUCCUUUAGAAACCUUGGAUUUUGGCUUAGAUAAUUUUAAACUCGAAGUAAUGCAAGAUAGUCUUCUAGAAGUUAAUGAUCCGAAAAUAACUAGCCCUAUAUGCAAAAUCAAUAUAGACGAUAUAUUGUCAUCCAUUAAAGAAACCACGACUAGAGCUAUUGAAUCUAGUUCAUUUAACUUAAUAGAUAUAGAAAAAGUCCCCAUUCGAAAAGAGAAAGGAUUCAGUGUUGUUGAAAGCGACAAGAUAACUUCACAGGAAGUUAAGUUAGAAGAUGAAGCGAAGAUAGAUAAAGAUGACCUAGAAAAAUCGUCUGACGAUGACAUCGCCUCUCCCGUAUUAUCUACUGAUAGCGACAAAGAGGAAAAGAAAAAUUUCGAAGCUUCUUAUGCUAGUUUGCAAAUGACAAAGCAAUCUAAGUCUAAAAAGGCACGUAGAAAGAAGAAAUAAUUCGAAAAGUGUUCAUAAUUUGAGCUUCAUUAUUAAAAUAGGCUAUGUUUAUAAAGUUAUUAGAUGAAUUUUUCACAGCAGUUGUGAUUGUAGUUAAGCAAAGCAAAUUUGAAGUGGAUAAGCACAGAUAAAAUACAAAAAAAAAAUCUUUACGUGAUUAUGAAAUGUGUGGUGUACAUUACUGAUAGUUCUUGCAUUAAGUCGCUUCUUUAUUAUUGUCAAGAAUUAGCGGUGUGAUGUAACCAUUCUAUGAAUAAAAAAUUAAAAUAAAAAAUAAAAAAAUGUAGGAAAAAUUAUAAAAAAUCUUAUCGAAAAGAUAUCUUUUUAAGAUGAAUUUAUUUAUUUUAAACAUGAAAAGGUUGUAGAAUAAUAUUAUAAAAUUUCAAUAACUCACUUUGACAUGGGCUUAAAACGUUGUUUUAAAUAAAUUCGUCUUAUAAAGAAAUCGACUUUAUUAACUUCAGUUCAGUGCUCUUUUAGUACUUAUUUUGAUUAAUUUAUUUAGAUAAUUUAGUUUUAGUCAAAUCUUUUUCUUCGUGGAGCGGUGCGUUCUCACUGAAACAUCGAGGCCAGUAAAGACAAAAGUUACGCUACUUAGCAAUUAAUUGCUGUCCAUGUUUUUUUAUGCUCAUAGAAUCUCUAGAGUAUGUAACGAUAUCCACUAUUGGGACAAUAUAUUCACGAUACGUAUUCGUCAUCUUUUAUUGUAGUUAUUAUUUAUAAAGUAUAAUAGAGGUUCUUAAAUAAUGGUGCAGGCACACUAAUAAGUGAAGUAAACUCCUCACACCGGCUGCUCACACUUGCCGAGACAGUUACUGAGCGAGUAAGCAACUGAGUACAACUCCUUAAACUCAUGGAGUGAGUGUACAGAGCCGGGGAGCCGUCAUUAAAAUUAAUUUAUAGUUAGCUUAGCAAAAAUAUUUUUUUAUUCUUACAAUUCCUUCCAGCAAUUUUCGGAAGUAUGUUAAACACGAUAAAUCUAAUUUCUUUCAGAAUAUCUGCAAUACCUGCAGUAUUAUUAUCAAAUGUUGGGUCGAGAGUUCCGAACGACUAAGUCGAUUAUUUGGGUAUAUAAUACCGUAUUACUUUUGCUGUCUAGAUGUACAAAUUUUUUGUAUAAUAGUUCGCAACUAGUAUUAUUUAAUAUGUUUUUAUUCAUAUAUUUGAUAUUAUGUUGAAUCAUGACAAAUAUUUAUUUUUCUAUGUAAUUUUGUUGACGACAAGUACAUGUGUACCUAUUUUUGGGUAGUUUUUUACUACUAGAACACAUUUAGGUGCAUUGUAUAUAUUUAUUUUAUUUUAAUUGAUAUAGUUAAAUUUAUAUUAUUAUUUUAUUUAUAUAAAAAAAAUAUAUGAAUGACCAAAAAUAGUGAAAUUUGUAACAUAUUUUUUGUGGUAACCAGGUGCACUUUUUAUAAUUGUUUAAAAAACAUAUCAUAGGCACUGUACACCGAGUUUAAUACUAUUUUUAGUUUUUAGUAUUUUAGAUCUACGGCUUAUACCUCAUCAUGUCAAUCUCGUUGUACAGAAAAUAAAUCCGUAUAAAAUCAAAAACCAAUUUUCGAAGAAAUCCUAGUUUAAAAAUAUAAAAAUAAUUUUACAAACUAUAAUUUAUUUCGGAUUUUGUGUACUUAUAAGAUAAAUAAAUUCUUACACAUUUUAUAUAAUAAUAAUGUACAAUAUAAAACACCAUGACUCAUAUGGGUAUUUAGUUUAAAGUAUUAAAGUCUAAAUGUGACAGUGAAAUUAUUAACAUAUUAUAAAGCUUCUAAGUUUCCCAACUAAUAUCUAAUUAAAUACACUAUAAGGAAAAAAAAAAUAUGAUAAAUGGUCUCAUGGAAUUUAGUAGAAUAUUAUAAAAUAGUUACAAUAAUAAGAAACAUAAUAUUAAUGUCCUUAUUACAAUCAAGGUCAUUAAAUAAUCAUUAUUUUGCUGACCCUUAUAAUUAAUCUUUAAACAAUAUGAUCGUCAUCAUACCUUAUUAUGCGUUUAGGUUUUUGCGUUAUGAUGAGUCAGAAAAUACUAACUAUUUCACAUUAAAAAAACCGUUAAUAAAAUAAAAUACAAUAGAAUGUUUUAAAUCAAUUUGUACUAAAUGUGUUUAUUAAUAUUCAUUAGUAAUUCUGUUAAAAAAUAGCUUAAUAUUUGAUAUUUUAACUGACUUCAAAAAAUACAGAUAAUAUAUAUAUCCGUCUUAAUACCUUAAUGGUUUAACUUCUUGAUAUAAUUCUUGAAAUAUUUGAAAGAAUGUUUUAGUAAAUACCGGGUGAGUAAAAUUAUCCAUUCAAUUUACAAUCCCAUCUCUACUGUAAGUGCAAAAGGUUCUAUAUAAAAGUAUUAUUUUCAGUUAUAAUCUUAAUUUAUGUAAUAUUAAAAAUCAUUUCUUUUUCUGUUUUUAUGGUAAAUAUUUUUUUGUGUAAUAUAACUUUUGGAACCAUUAAAAUCAUACAUAUAUAUAUGUAUGAUAUAAAUAAUAUAAACUUAUACCUGUUUUUUUAAAUUUGGAAUUAGUUUUCGUAUAUUAUAAGAUCUAUUGCACUUACAGUAGUGCAAUUUUAUAUACAACAUUGUAUAUCAUAGUGGAUUGUCCCUCGUUUAUUACGUACAUGUAAACAAAACUAGAGGAGUUCCAAUUUUGAAGUCGAUUCCUUAAUUUAUUUAAAUUGUGAUAUAGACAAUUUUUUUUUUUUCGUUUAUUAAUGUUUUUCGCUUCUCAAGUACACGAAAUAUUUCGCUUGUAAGUGUUAAUGUAACAUUACUAAAACAACUACCACAUCGUUAUAAAAUGAAAGACAGUCCAAUCGAUAAAUAAAAUAAUAAAAAAAAGAUUUUAAAAUCACCGCUUAAGAUUAUUAUUAAUUAGAAAUUUUUGAGAAUUAUUAAUCAUAAAAAUUAAGAUUUAUUUUUGAAAUUUUACAAUAACGUUUUAAGUCGAAAUUUAUUGUUCUUGAAAUAUUUUAUCUCCAUAAUGUAAUGCAUUCGGAAUUCUGAUAUAGAAAAAAUUUACAUGUAAUUUUUAGAUUUGGCAGCACUGUAACUGUAUGUUGAUAAUGUUAUGGAGUGUUUAAAGAUAUUUAGAUAAAUUAAAAACAAUAUUUCAACAA
Molecule: messenger RNA, 8147 nt
Organism: Vanessa tameamea
Lineage: Eukaryota; Metazoa; Arthropoda; Insecta; Lepidoptera; Nymphalidae
Gene: rudhira
Product: rudhira
Exons: 14
Coding region: 369-5042 (1557 amino acids)
Biological process (GO): autophagy; response to starvation
Cellular component (GO): cytoplasm
Molecular function (GO): protein binding
Source: RefSeq, a predicted model, not a curated record